AUGAGGAGCUCAGCUGCGAUUACGGGGAAGAGACUUCUUCAUCGGCAUACUCGGGUGAUUACAGGUUCGGCUCCUGCUCUCUGCGGUUUUUGUUGCUCGGCACGACCUUUUUCUGGUCAUAGUUAUGAUUACAGAGAGAGAUUGAGCAAAACUCGGCUGAGUGAUUUAAAGUUAGACGAUGCUGUUGGUUUGUUCAGUGUUAUGGUACAGUCUCGUCCACGCCCUUCAAUCACUGAGUUCUGUAAACUGUUGAGUGCUAUUGCUAAGAUGAAGAGGUUUGAUGUUGCCAUCUCUCUUGGUGAGCAGAUGCAGAAUUUGGGAAUUUCACAUAAUCUCUAUAGUUACAGCAUUUUGAUUAACUGUUUUUGCCGGCGGUCUCAGCUCUCUCUUGCUUUAGCUGUUCUUGGCAAGAUGAUGAAACUCGGCUAUAAGCUCGAUGUUGUCACGCUGAACUCGCUGCUCAAUGGUUUCUGUCACAGUAAGAGGAUUGCAGAUGCUGUUGCUUUGGUGGAUCAGAUGGUGGUAAUGGGAUAUCAACCUAAUACCGUUACAUUUACAACUCUUAUCCAUGGACUUUUUCUCCACAACGAAUCUUCCGAAGCUGUGGCUUUAGUUGAGCGGAUGGCUUUGAAAGGAUGUCAACCGGACCUAGUGACAUACGGUGUGGUAGUCAAUGGACUAUGUAAGAGAGGUGACAUUGAUUUGGCUUUAAAUUUGCUCAAGAAGAUGGAGAAAAGAAAUAUUGAGGUCAAUGUUGUAAUCUACAGCACAGUCAUUGAUAGUCUUUGCAAAUAUAAACAUUUGGAUGAUGCUCUCACCCUGUUCAACGAAAUGGAGAAGAAAGGAAUUAGAGCCAAUGUUGUUACCUACAACUCCCUCAUAAGCUGCCUUUGUAAUUACAGUAGAUGGAGUGAUGCCUCUAGAUUACUCAGUUAUAUGAUCAUGAGGAAAAUCAACCCUGAUUUGGUCACUUUCAAUGCAUUGAUCGAUGCAUUUGUGAAGGAGGGGAAGCUUCUAGAGGCUGAGAAAUUGUUCGAGGAGAUGAUCAAAAGGUCUAUAGAUCCUAGUAUUGUCACGUUCAAUUCAUUGAUCAACGAGUUUUGCAUGCACGAUCGUCUUAACGAGGCCAAGCAUAUGUUUUCUUUGAUGGUUAGCAAGGAUUGCCUCCCAAACGUAGUGACAUACAGCACUCUUAUAAAGGGAUUUUGCAAGUGCAAAAGGGUAAAGGAUGGUAUGCAACUCUUCCACGAGAUGUCUCAAAGGGGAUUGGUUGCCAACACAGUCACUUACACCACUCUUAUCCAAGGUUGUUUUCAGGCUGGCGACUGUGAUUCUGCCCAAAUGGUAUUCAAACAGAUGGAAUCUGAUGGUGUCCCUCCCCAUAUCAUGACUUACAGCAUUUUGUUAGAUGGACUUUGUAAAAACGGGAAGCUAGAGAAAGCAUUGGUGGUAUUCAAGUAUAUGCAGAAGAGUGAACUGGAACUUGAUAUAUUCACAUAUACUAUAAUGAUCGAAGGGAUGUGCAAGGCAGGGAAGGUGGAAGAUGCGUGGCGUUUAUUUUGUACUCUCUCCCUUAAAGGAGUGAAGCCUGAUGUUAUAACCUACAAUACAAUGAUCUCAGGAUUUUGUAGUAAACGCCUAUUACAGGAAGCAGAUGCCUUGUUUAGAGAUAUGAAAGUAGAUGGGCUUCUUCCAGAUAGCGGUACAUAUAAUACGCUGAUCAGGGCACGCCUUAGAGAUGGUGACAAAGCAGCAUCAGCAGAACUCAUCAAAGAAAUGAGGAGUUACGGGUUUGUUGGAGAUGCUUCGACCAUUAGCUUGGUGACCAAUAUGUUGCAUGAAGGGAGAUUGGACAAAAAGUUUAUAGAUAUGCUUCCUUAA
This is a messenger RNA of Camelina sativa (false flax), 1881 nucleotides long. The record is from RefSeq and is a predicted model, not a curated record. NCBI's taxonomy places the organism in Eukaryota, Viridiplantae, Streptophyta, Magnoliopsida, Brassicales, Brassicaceae.